Molecule: messenger RNA, 1842 nt
Organism: Schistosoma turkestanicum
Lineage: Eukaryota; Metazoa; Platyhelminthes; Trematoda; Strigeidida; Schistosomatidae
Source: the annotation of a GenBank genome assembly
UGUGGGUGUAGACUCAAUCGAUAACAAAUUUCACAGUGAUUAAGCCAGAAUUUACCACAUGUCGCAUGCUCAUCCACUUACAUACACAUAUAAACAUAAUAACAUACCUAUGUGUACUACUUGUUUUUAAGAAUUCAAUUGAGCCUUUUUAAUGUUCGAUAGUAUCUGUGUGUGUAAGUACAAUUUUAUUGACGAUCUUAAUGUAACAGUUAUUCUUAUUGAAUUAUCAAACUAGUACUUUUAUCAACAUUUUUAUUAUGCAGACAAGCAACUAGUGGUGUAUUAGAGAAACUGAUCAUUUAAAAAAACCUUCAAGAAGGUUGAUCACCGGAACAUUGUGGUGUACACUAUAACAACAACAACAACAACAACAACAAUAACAACGACAGAUGACACGCGGAAGAAGAUCAAGCAGUGUGGAUUCUUCAUAUGAUAAAGAUAUUUUUUUCCAAUGUCGUGGAAGAAAGUUCAGUGUUACAGAAAUAGCCGACAAUGAAUCAUUUUCACGUUUUUUAGCUGAUCAAAUUAUCAAAAAGCAUCUUGCAAAAGGUCGAACAAAAAUCACUAUUUGCUGUUUACAAGACAGAUUGAAAUUUAGCCGAGCUACAUCAAUUAUUCCUCAUUCAUUUCGAAAAUAUGCAGAGUAUAAAGAUAUUAAAAAUUUUCUUGUUUUUACAAGUAAACCAGGUGUUUUCAUGUUAUGUAUACAUGAUUCUGAGACAAAUAAAAAAACCUAUGAAACUUUCUGUUGUGAUGAUCCGUCGGAUUUAGAAAAAUUAACACGUUUAGUCAGUUCAGCAAAAAAUAAUCCAGAUCAUAAAUUAUAUCGAAGUCAGAAUACAUCAAGAUCAACUAUUGAUAUGAAUAAUGAAAUGUCAGCUGCUGAAUUAUUUGAAAGUAGCACAAAUUUAAACAAUGAAUCGGUAAGUUAUCAAAGUGGAUUUAUACGCGAUCCGGUAUCACCUGUAACUGAAGCUGUAGUUCGUAGUUCACCAUUUUCUCCAUCACAUACUUAUAAUAAUUUAACUUCAGUUUCCAUAAGUGACAUGCCAAAUGAAACGGUCACAAAUGGUUAUGGUGGAAAGGUUACAAGAAGUCUUAGUCGAAGUAGAAGUAGUAGUAGAAAUAGUAGUAAUAAUCGAAAAAGAUAUUCAAGUCAAAUGAUUGCACCUCCAUCGAAUGACAAUUUUCAUCCUUUAAUUGGUUAUCAAUCGAAUAAUACAAUCGAAAAUAAUCAAACUUCUCAUCAAAAUAACAAUGAUGCAACACCAGUUAAUUCAAGAAGGCAAAGUCUGAAAAAUCUUCUUCGAUUAGAUAAUGAAAAUAUUUACACUCAUAAAGAUGAAUUAAAUGCCAUGUUUGAUUAUGAUUUAACAUUUCUUGAUUCUUCAUCUGGUGAUGUUUAUGAAUCGGAAUUUGGUUCAAAGUAUUUGUUUUGUCAAUCAGGCUUAGAAAGACUUCAAACCUAUGAAGGACCGUUGUGUGAAUCACCAACUAACUGAACGAUAAAUACUCUCAUUCUACAACAUUAAUCCAUUUUUACAUAAUGUCAAUUCAUAUGAAACUCUUCAGGUAAGUCAGUGAAACAAUGAUAAUUGAAUGGGACAGUGUGUGACUUCAUCAUUCUUGUUGGAACUUUCAUUCUGGACAUGAUUAAAUGAAUAUUUAAGUUAUCGAUUAAAUGUAUUUUUUUUUUCGCUGAUUGAUAUCUAUAAUAAUCUCUUCCUAAUUUUGCUCAUUUGAUUAUAUAUCUUAAAUUACUUUAAAUUAGUAUAACAUUCGCUCAUCAAUUUUCUCUUGUGAAUUGGAUAAUUUAAUAAAUAUCUUACAAAUGAAAGUAAA